AUGACAAUGAACAACCUGACCCUCGAUCGCAAACCUGAGGUUCUAGCAAACAUCCGCCAGUCCAUCGCCGAUUUUUUUAAUCGCUGCGGCUUGCAAUAUAAGAAUACCACACUUGACCAAGUGUGGUACUCCAAAUGCUGUCAGGAGGCCAUCAACCGCGGCUAUCCAAUGGACGCCAUCCUCCCAUACAUGCCCGCUGGCGUGGCCAUGAUGUCCAACACUUUCAACCACCUCCAGGACAAUGCAACCAGGAUGUGGAUCUGCCUUCUCACCGCCGUAGGCAUGUGCGUCGACGACAUGAUGAUCAGGGCAGAAGAUCUGGUGCACGUGUACAGUUUCAACGAGCGGUUCGUGAAUUGCCAGCCGCAGGAGCAUCCAGUUCUGAAUGCGCUUGAUGGGAUUUUUCGGGAGGUCGUUUGCCAUUAUUCUGCACCGGUGUCAAAUUUGAUGACCACAUCCAUGCUCAACUUCAUGUCUUCCGUUUUACUUGACAAUGAGACGAAAGAUAUGCCGAUCUCUCUGCAGACUCCCUCAUACCCCGAGUAUUCUAGGCUACUAUCGGGCUUGGCAGAUGCGUAUGCAUUCUUCAUUUUCCCUCCCACACUCCCGCUUCGGGAAUACGUUCAAUGUAUGCCAGAUCUAAUCAUAGUCGUAAACCACACAAAUGAUAUAUUGUCAUACUACAAAGAGGAGAUCGAUGGCGACUCCGUAAACUACGUGUCGCUCAUAGCGGCCUCCCGUGCUCUCACCAAACAGGACACACUCCGUGAACUCAUUGAGAAAACUGUGCAAGCACAUCACAAUAUCCUCGAAUUCCUGAGACUGCGUCCUGAGGCAUAUGACGCCUAUGUUGCAUUUUUCGAUGGGUAUUUCAAAUACCAUACUACCUCGAGAAGGUACAGGCUGGAGGAGAUUAUGUCGGAGAGGUCAUCUUCUUGA
Molecule: messenger RNA, 939 nt
Organism: Suillus subalutaceus
Lineage: Eukaryota; Fungi; Basidiomycota; Agaricomycetes; Boletales; Suillaceae
Product: isoprenoid synthase domain-containing protein
Exons: 4
Coding region: 1-939 (312 amino acids)
Molecular function (GO): carbon-oxygen lyase activity, acting on phosphates
Source: RefSeq, a predicted model, not a curated record